AUGGGCACAGAGGGAUGGUGCCUGCUGCUCUGCUUGGCUCUGUCCGGAGCUGCGGACCCUGUCCCUGCAGCAGAGAGGCAGUGGCGGGCAGUGGACGUGGUCUUGGACUGCUUCUUGGCGGAGGAAGGCAUGCACCGUGGAGGCUUUGCCAGCGAUAAGACCAUGGUGAAGGCCCUGCUGGUGCUGAAGCAGGUGCCAGUGCUGGAUGACGGCUCCCUGGAAGGCUUCAGCGACUUCCAAGUGAGCACACUGGUCAAAGACAACCCACCUGUCACCUUUGAAGCCUCAGUGAGUCCGGUGCAGAUGCCCCAUGUGGAGGCCUUGCUCCAUGCGGACUGCAGCGAGAAGGAGGUGACCUGUGAGAUCUCCCGCUACUUUCUCCAGGCCAGACAAGAGGUUGCUGUGGAGACGGCAGCUUGGUUCAUGGCCAACCUGCAGGUCUCUGGAGGGGGACCCAGUGUCUCCAUACUGAUGAAGACUCUGGCGGAUGCUGAGAACACGGCUCUCUUGUACCCGGUGAUGAACCUGCCCCUGGGCCCCCAGGGGACUGUGCUGACUACAGUGGAGUUCCAGGUGUCAACACAGACCCCGUCCUUGAGCCUCCAGCGGGGGUCCUCAGCCUCCCUGCACUGCGGCUUCUCCAUGGCUCCAGGCUGGGACCUCGCCAGAGUGGAGUGGCGGCUGCAGCACAAAGGCAGUGGCCAGCUGGUGUACAGCUGGACCGCAGGGCAGGGCCACGCCAGGCGAGAGGGCGCUACCCUGGAGCCCGAGCAGCUCCUCCUGGCCGGGGACGCCUCCCUCAAGCUACCCAGCCUCACUCUGAAGGACGAGGGGGCCUACAUUUGUCAGAUCACCACCUCUCUGUACCAAGCUCAACAAAUCAUCCAGCUCCACGUCCAAGCUUCUCCCAAAGUACGACUGGGCUUGGCAAGUGAAGCUCUGCCACCCACUCUCAUCUGCAACAUCGCUGGCUAUUAUCCUCCGGACGUGACUGUGACGUGGACCCGAGAGGAACUGGGUGGAGCCCCGGUCCCAGUCUCUGAUACCUCCUUCUCCAGCCUCCGGCAAAGCCCAGAGGGCACCUACAGCAUCUCCUCCUCCCUGACGGCAGAACCUGGCUCUGCUGGUGCCACUUACACCUGUCAGGUCGCCCACAUCUCCCUGGAUGAGCCCAUUGUGACUAGCGCCUGGGCUGCCCCACCAGAGCAGAGAACUGUGGCCUUUGGAGUCCUUUUUGGCAGCAGCCUCUUCCUCCUUGUACUGCUGUAUCUGGGACUGCAGAGAUGGCAAGGCGUGAAUGCUGAGAGCAGAGACCACUUCCUUUGCCAACACGGAGCUUUAAUCUCCGAAGACCAUCUGGCACCCAUUAGCCAGCCCUUCCGGCCUAGAGCAACAUCAGACUACAAGAACUAA
Pipistrellus nathusii (Nathusius's pipistrelle) is the source of this 1413-nucleotide messenger RNA. NCBI's taxonomy places the organism in Eukaryota, Metazoa, Chordata, Mammalia, Chiroptera, Vespertilionidae. The record is from the annotation of a GenBank genome assembly.